Messenger RNA from Cooperia oncophora, 282 nucleotides. The record is from the annotation of a GenBank genome assembly. Lineage: Eukaryota; Metazoa; Nematoda; Chromadorea; Rhabditida; Trichostrongylidae.
UACUCGGAUUUUGGCGUAGAACUUCAUCGUCAGCUACGAGAAUGUGCAUUUGAAACCCUUACACAAGAAGAAGGACGUCUCACUGAACGGGUUAUCAAGAUGAUCUGUUGGAAAAUGGCGGAGGCUACCAAGUACACAGAUUGGCAAUGCAUCUUUGGCAAACAGUUCUCGACGUGUAUAGAAUACGAUAGGGGCUCGCUUCUGCAUUUUCGUAUCGGUGACCAUGCCUUCGUGCUAUAUAGAAUUAGCCCCGGGAAAACUUUUCGAAUGAGUGAAGUUUGA